Diabrotica virgifera virgifera (western corn rootworm) is the source of this 587-nucleotide messenger RNA. RefSeq lists its product as uncharacterized. Lineage: Eukaryota; Metazoa; Arthropoda; Insecta; Coleoptera; Chrysomelidae. The record is from RefSeq and is a predicted model, not a curated record. The transcript has 2 exons. The coding region runs from base 135 to 584 and encodes 149 amino acids.
AUUACGAGGAAGAAUAGGCUAACUUCUAGCAAUUUCGGAACUAUUCUAUCAGCAAUAAACCGGAAUAGGUUCCCAAAAUCCUUGUUUAGAAGACUAACAGAAAGCUAUACUUUGGACGGGAUAAGGGCAAUAAAAUGGGGAAAGGAACACGAGGAAUUUCCGUAUUUGAGCAUAAUCGCCAAGUCACCGUUGUUCCCAGAGGAAUAUGGUUAGACCGGUGUGGGUUUAUAGGAGGCAGCCGUGACGAACUAUGUGUGGAUGAUGCUAUCGUUAAAGUCAAGUGUCCUUACAAGUGGAGAGAGUCCAAAUCACUGAUUAGUGAUAUGCGUGACAAAAGCUACAUUAUAUAUAUUAAUGAACACAAUGAAGUAGUACUAAAUACAAAUCAUGAUUAUUACCAUCAAAUGCAGGGGAACUUGUAUUUAACGCGAAGGAGGGUAUGUCACUUAGUGAUUUCGACGCCCUCAGAAUCAGCCAUCUAUGAUGUCCCUAUUGAAGAAGGCUCGGAAGAAAAUAUACAUUUAUUAAAAGAUUUUUAUUUAAAUAAAUACAUACCAUUUUUAUCUGGCAAUAAAACACUUUAAAAC